Messenger RNA from Spirometra erinaceieuropaei, 594 nucleotides. The record is from the annotation of a GenBank genome assembly. Lineage: Eukaryota; Metazoa; Platyhelminthes; Cestoda; Diphyllobothriidea; Diphyllobothriidae.
AUGGACAAGCACGAAAGAGCUGUACGAAAAAUGGAUCAGCUCUCGCUGGUGGCAGAACAUUGCGCAGCUUUUGGCCAUGCCUUUGCCUUCCAAGAUGCCGAAGUCUUAGGCCAAGGGAGAGAUCAAACGGUCAGGGAGACGCUCGAAGCAUGGCAUACCACAACCACCUCGAUUAACCGCUGCGUAGAUUUGCCGGCCGUCUACCAAGCCCAAGGGAUGAGGCGUCAGUCCAAGGACGGCAGUAGUCAAAACCAGACCAAACGAGAACACGGACGGGUAUGGACAAGCAUCGGAAAUAGACGAAAACAGGCGGCAACCGGCGGCGAACGCAAACUCAGGAGACCGCCUACUUGGUCUGAACGCGAGCACUCCGCGAGAACGAACGACAAUGACAGAGACCCCCAGUCCGAUGUCAGCCCUGGCGUGACAACCACCGUGCACACGGUUACGGGCAGGUGUGAACGGUGCAGGAAGGCGAUAUACGUGGAGGGCGGACAACGGACAAUGCAGACUAGAGCAAUGGCCGCGGUCACCCCGACACCGCCCCCCUCCCCACACACCACAAUAGAUGAGGAGGGACCGAUGCCACCAUGA